Molecule: messenger RNA, 677 nt
Organism: Mus musculus (house mouse)
Lineage: Eukaryota; Metazoa; Chordata; Mammalia; Rodentia; Muridae
Gene: Tex48
Product: testis expressed 48
Exons: 5
Coding region: 122-454 (110 amino acids)
Source: RefSeq, marked validated
AGCCUCCUUUCCUCUCUGCCAGCAACAAGAAACAGACCUGCCUGGUGAACUGGGCUCAAUUUCAACCCUGGUGAUUCCACUGCAGACAAAGCUGGCAGAGUAAAACCUUCAUUUCUUCUCUAUGGCGGCCCACCAAACCCUUGCCUCAAAGAUCUUCAGUUUAUGCUGCUGGGACUGUGAGGAACCUGUUAUUGAGAGCGCCAAGGUUCCAAGCCAAGAGAGCCAGACACCAACCUACAAUUCGCUGAAGACUGAGAAGAGUGAGUUAUGCGAACAAAACCUCAAGAGAGCUACCGCACAGUCCGUCGUUGGCCAAGAAAAGCACUCCACUGCCAGCAGUGAUUAUGAAGAGCUGACUGCAUACAAUAUACAAACAGGAUACCCUAAAAGGAAUCUAAACCGCUACUACCAGGAACACUGGGCCCUCCGACCGUGUCUCAUCGGGAGACCCUGAGGGUUCUAGUGGCAGUUCCACACAGGCUCUGAGCUGCUCAGCUACUGGAGGGUCUCCAUGAGAUGAAGAAGGCAGUGGACAGGAGUCAUGAAGACCAAUUCAGAAACUCCACCACAAGGAGGGAAGAGGUCUGAGCCAUCCCUGUGCCACUGGUGUGAGUCACCCCAGAUCCUGACAGCCAGGGAGGGGGGCUGCCUGCAAUUAAAGUCCUUGUUUGCAUCAA